Molecule: messenger RNA, 1167 nt
Organism: Syzygium oleosum
Lineage: Eukaryota; Viridiplantae; Streptophyta; Magnoliopsida; Myrtales; Myrtaceae
Exons: 7
Coding region: 352-834 (160 amino acids)
Source: RefSeq, a predicted model, not a curated record
CGCGAUUUUUAUUUGCCGACCAUUUGCAAUGUCCUUGUUCUCACAUGGAUGAUGAUGAUGGGUGAGACGAAGGUGAAGCUCGUCCUAGGACGGUUUUGGUCCAACGUCGGAAGCCCAACAGGGGCAUUUGAUCUUGGGCCGUGAAUGCGAAGAGAAGGAUCCGAAUCAAGUCAUCUUGGGCCAAAUUCUAAAGAGGACAACACUUUCAAGAUGCAGCAAUAACAACUGCGGCUUCACAUCCCCACGGUACGCGACUAACGAGAACAUUUCAGCAUUUGAGGCCUUCAACACAACAAUUAGGAAGAAAAAUUGAAGCCACUGGAAGGUGGAUCUGGUUCAUUUAAAACUUAAAUGGGUGAACAUUCAGUUUUUGAUAGGAUGAUGUGUAAUCUUCGUGCAACAUGCAAAUACUAUACUGGUUAUCCAAAGGAUCUUGGACCGUCACGUUUGAUACAUUUUACGUCAGAACGUGAGUUUGUGCAAUGUCUUCAUCAAGGCCAUCCGGUGGUUGUGGCAUUCACAAUCAGAGGUAAUUACACAAAGCAUCUGGACAAAGUACUGGAGGAAGCAGCUGUUAAUUUUCAUCCUCAUGUGAAAUUUAUGAGGGUGGAGUGUCCAAAAUUUCCUGGGUUCUGUAUAUCACGGCAGAAGAAGGAAUAUCCAUUUAUUGAGAUAUUUCAUAGUCCUGAACAGGCUUCUAAUCAGGGAAGAAUUGCUGAUCCUAAUAUUACAAAGUACUCUGUCAAGGUUCUACCCUUCAAUUAUGACCAAAGUGUGUACGGGUUCAGAGAAUAUUUCAAGCGCCAUGGAAUAAAGUCAUCAGAUCCCGUUUAAACGAGUAUGGGGCAACUUAGGUAAUCAAGGCAGCCAGUCCACUUGUAGAGAAUGAUUAAACUUUCUGUACAUUUUGGGUGCUCCCCCUUGUGUUCGUGACUUAGCCAUAUCUGAAGCACGAUGAAUCUAUUGAUAAAUACUUCAAAUUCUCUGGUUAUACUGUUUAGUCCUAGUUAACAGGCUAUUAAGUUCAGAUCUUUAAAUGAUUGCGUAAACAGUGCACUGUGGCAUUGAAUAUUAUUGUCAAGGAAUGUGGAAGCGACAUGCUUAAGCUUUUGGUUGGGUUAUUUGACAGAAAUUCAGACUUUUGAAUGAGAAACAGGGUUUUUUUUC